Messenger RNA from Ambispora leptoticha, 1944 nucleotides. The record is from the annotation of a GenBank genome assembly. Lineage: Eukaryota; Fungi; Glomeromycota; Glomeromycetes; Archaeosporales; Ambisporaceae.
AUGCAGGGUAUUUCUCGGGUAGUACCUCUUCCCUCGAAUGGUUUUCUAUUGGCCGGGUUCAAUAAAGGAACAAUAGCAAGCGGUUCACCUUUUUUAAAGACAAAGUUAGGUUCCACGAAUUUUCACAAGUCAAUCACGACAACCUUCAGUCGUGUCUAUCCACAUAAAGUGUUAUCACGUAAGCCUUCUACAGCGAUCAAGAAAAUUGGGAGAGCAAUACGGAAUGUCACACUGGGAAUAUUGAGUAUUGCAACUGGCACAGCAAUUAUCUUGGCUACUUGGAAGGAAGAUUAUAGAGAAAAAUUUACACUUUGGUGUGCCGGAGCUUUUCGAUCUGCUGUAACGAUUGUUUCUUGUUGUCUUUGUAUGCUAGAGUAUAAAGUACUGCAUUUGCGAUAUGCUAGUACUGGAUACGAUUCUGAUGAAUAUAAAGCGGCUAGAAACCUUGUGCACCUUCGAUGUGCAUAUCGCCUUUUACGACUAUGCAAAUUGAACACUGGUGUCUAUAUAAAAGGUGUAGAUUUGACUGUUGCGGGACAGCAUCUUGCUUCUUUGACUUAUGUAGUACCAAAACAAUAUACAGAUGUACUCUCUGUGCUCCAAGAUCGAGCUCCUUACAGAGCAAUGUCCGAAAUCGAAAAAAUAAUUAAGGAAGAAUUUGAUGGCCAAGGAUCCAAAGAUCUGUUCUCUGAAUUUGAUGAGACGCCGCUUGCAGCCGCAUCUUUGGCUCAGGUGCAUAGAGCAAUAACUAAAGAUGGACGCGAAGCAGCUGUCAAGGUUCAAUAUCCGGAUGUUUCACGUCUAUUCAAUGUUGACGUCUGGACUAUGCAGACCAUGUCCGAUCUGAUUUCUUACUUCUUUCCGGAAUUUGAACUGGGUUGGAUUGUGACAGAGUUCAAACAAAACUUGAUAGCAGAAUUCGAUUUCAAAGCGGAAGGAAGAAAUGGUGAAUUAACAAAGCAGCGAUUUGCACAUCGCGGCGAAUCUUUUGCUGUUCCCGAAAUUUAUCAUGAGCUUUCCACAAAACGAGUCCUUACCAUGCAAUUUAUUCGUGGUGUGAAAAUUAACGAUCUCAAUGGAUUGAAAAAACUUGGGGCUGAUCCAGCUUGGGUCAGAAAUCAAUUGCUGGAAAUAUUUGCUGAAAUGAUUUUUUGUCAUGGAAUUGUACAUUGUGAUCCGCAUCCAGGUAAUGCACUAGUCGCUAUCUCGCCUGUCACAAAAAAGCCACAAUUAAUUCUCUUGGAUCACGGCUUAUAUCGUGAACUUUCUGAUGAUUUUCGAAAGACAUAUUGUGCUCUUUGGAAAGCAUUAAUCUUAAAUGAUGCCAAAGCUCUCAAAGAAUCUGCAGAAUCACUCGGAGUUGGCGAAUACACUAAUUUUCUCCCAUUAAUUUUCACUCAACGUAUUCCCGAUUCAACCUCAUUACUGGGUGAAGACCUUUCACCCGAAGAUCGUGCCAUUCUUCAUGACCAACUAAAAAACGUGACGCUCAAUGAUCUAUUGGUUUUUUUGGAACGUUUGCCACGUGAUAUGUUAUUAGUAUUUCGAACGAUCAAUUUACUACGCGGGAUUCACAGGCAAUUAGGCGGGACUCCGAUGGAAGUGUAUAGUUUAAAUGCGGAGUAUGCAACACGUGGAUUUUGGUGUGAAACAAGAGAGGAGAAACAAAUUCGUAUACAAAGAGAAAAAGAGAAACGACAAAAGGAGCGUAGAAAGGCUGCUGGGCAACCUGAAAAUGGCAAUUACGAAGUUGGACCAAUAAGGCGGUGGUAUUUGUUUGGCGGAGCACCAACAUUAAGACGAAGCUUGGGUUAUCUGCAUGACGAAAUCUGGUUAAAAAUUAGAUUCUAUAUGACUGAACUAUUUAUAAAGGUAUGGCGAUGGUGGUAUCGAAUUACAAUCACAAGUGGUGACCAUUCUCAAAAUGCGCCAGCAUUUCAAUAA